Molecule: messenger RNA, 2010 nt
Organism: Danaus chrysippus (African queen)
Lineage: Eukaryota; Metazoa; Arthropoda; Insecta; Lepidoptera; Nymphalidae
Source: the annotation of a GenBank genome assembly
AUGGUGCCUAAUAAAAUAAAUGCCGAUUUACAAAAAGAAAGGGAUUCUUGUAGUUUUAAUGUCACCGAAUUAACAAACUUAAUUGAUGGAGGCAUUGAGAAAACUGCCGAAAGAAAGAAAAGAGAGGAAAUGGCUCUUAAAGAAGGUAUACACAUAGACGAGGUUCCAUCUGUGUAUUUGAGUCACAAAGAGAAAUAUGAGUUAGCAAUCAAAAAAGCCUGCCUAUUGUUUAAAAUGAUCAGACGUCUUCAGGAGGAGGAAAAUGCUGGCAUGGAAAAUUAUAUGGCAGUGCUUGGUGGUAAUUUAGGGUCGGCAAUUCUAGGGGAUGGAUCCCCUCUCACCCUCCACUAUGUGAUGUUCAUACCCACAUUGAUGGGACAGGGUACAGUUGAACAGCAAGCCCAUUGGAUCGGCAGAGCUUUCAAUCUUGAUAUCAUCGGCACAUAUGCUCAGACUGAGUUGGGUCAUGGUACUUUCGUACGCGGUCUUGAGACUACAGCUACUUAUGAUCCUUCUACCAAGGAGUUCAUUCUACACAGCCCUACUCUCACCGCAUACAAGUGGUGGCCGGGUGGAUUGGCCCACACAGCAAACUACUGCAUAGUAAUGGCCCAACUGCACACCAAAGGCAAAUGCCACGGCAUGCACGCCUUCAUAGUGCAAUUGCGUGACGAAGAAACACACAUGCCUUUACCGGGAAUUAAAGUUGGUGAGAUUGGUGCCAAGCUUGGUAUGAACGGCACCAAUAAUGGAUUCCUCGGCUUCGACCAAGUCAGAAUACCAAGAGAUUAUAUGCUUAUGAAGAACGCUAAAGUAUUAGAGGACGGUACAUACGUGACUGCACCAAGCUCUAAGCUCGCGUACGGAACCAUGAUGUUCGUUCGUGUGAUGUUGGUCAACGACAUGUGUAACUACAUGGCUAAAGCGGUUACCAUAGCAACCAGAUACAGCGCCGUGAGACGACAGUCGCAGCCUAAACCCAAUGAACCGGAGCCCCAAAUCUUGGAUUACGUGACGCAGCAGCACAAGUUGAUGAUAGGUAUAGCGUCAGUCCACGCGUUCAGAACAUGCGCUGACUGGCUGUGGCAGAUGUAUAACAAUGUUACCGCCGAACUAGAAGCUGGGGAUAUGGAGAGAUUGCCAGAGUUGCACGCGUUAUCAUGCUGUUUGAAAGCCGUGAGUACAUCGGACGCUGCUCAGUGCGUGGAGCGCUGCCGCCUGUCGUGCGGCGGUCACGGGUACAUGCUGUCGUCCAACCUGCCGCUCACCUACGGCCUGGUGACGGCCGCCUGCACCUACGAGGGAGAGAACACCGUCAUGUUACUACAGACGGCCAGAUACCUAGUGAAAGCGUGGCAGCAGGCCGCCGGUGGUCAAACUUUACCACCGACUGUAAGUUACCUACGCGAGGUGGUCGCUGGUCGCAGAUCUCCGCCAUUCGACAACACCAUAGAAGGAAUCGUCGCUGGUUUCUAUCGAGUCGCGGCCGGUAAAAUCGGUGCUUGUGUGGCGCAAAUAGAGAAACGUCAGAAAACAGGCAUGUGUUAUGAGGACGCCUGGAAUAUGACGUCCGUACAACUGACUUCGGCAUCGGAGGCUCACUGUCGUGCUAUUAUCUUGUCGACGUACUACAAGGAGAUCGAGCGUCAAAGCAACUUAGUGUCCCCCGAACUAGCUACAGUACUGCGACAGUUGGUGGAUUUGUAUGUAGUGUAUUGGGCUCUACAGUGUAUUGGAGACCUACUCAGGUUCACAUCGAUCUCUGAGCGUGAUAUCGACCAGCUUCAAGGCUGGUACGAAGAUCUCCUCACAAGGCUGAGGCCCAACGCUGUGGGUUUAGUGGACGCCUUCGACAUUAGGGACGAGAUCCUCAACUCUGCGUUGGGUGCAUACGAUGGUAACGCUUACGAACGUCUAAUGGCAGAAGCUAUGAAGAGCCCUCUCAACAAGGAGCCUGUCAAUCAAAGCUUCCAUCAGUACUUGAAGCCAUUGAUGCAGGGCAAGCUAUAA